Molecule: messenger RNA, 628 nt
Organism: Varanus komodoensis (Komodo dragon)
Lineage: Eukaryota; Metazoa; Chordata; Lepidosauria; Squamata; Varanidae
Product: 40S ribosomal protein S23
Exons: 4
Coding region: 25-594 (189 amino acids)
Biological process (GO): translation
Cellular component (GO): ribosome; cytosolic small ribosomal subunit
Molecular function (GO): structural constituent of ribosome
Source: RefSeq, a predicted model, not a curated record
GGAGCCCGCGAUUUUUUUUCGGGGAUGGGGGGCGGACGCAGAUCGGAGAUACACAGCAGAUCUUUUCUUAUUUACGGGUUGGUGGCUUGGGAGGUUCUCCAUAUCCAGCUGAUCGGGCUCAGCUGGGAGGUGGUGCUGGGUUGCUUCCACGUGUCUCCUGGCCGACGCAAGUGCCGUGGGCUUCGCACAGCCAGGAAGCUGCGCAGUCACCGACGUGAUCAGAAGUGGCAUGAUAAACAGUACAAGAAGGCCCAUCUGGGGACUGCCUUGAAGGCCAACCCUUUUGGGGGAGCUUCUCAUGCCAAAGGAAUUGUCCUGGAAAAAGUUGGCGUAGAAGCUAAGCAGCCAAAUUCUGCCAUCAGGAAGUGUGUCCGAGUCCAGCUUAUCAAGAAUGGCAAGAAAAUAACAGCCUUUGUUCCCAAUGAUGGUUGUUUGAACUUCAUUGAGGAAAAUGAUGAAGUCUUGGUUGCUGGUUUUGGUCGGAAGGGUCAUGCUGUUGGUGACAUUCCAGGAGUUCGCUUCAAAGUUGUUAAAGUAGCCAAUGUUUCUCUGUUAGCAUUGUACAAAGGCAAGAAGGAAAGACCCAGAUCAUAAUUAUGUGAUCAGUUUAAUAAACAUUUUCAUUUAA